Messenger RNA from Colletotrichum paranaense, 609 nucleotides. RefSeq lists its product as uncharacterized. Lineage: Eukaryota; Fungi; Ascomycota; Sordariomycetes; Glomerellales; Glomerellaceae. The record is from RefSeq and is a predicted model, not a curated record. The transcript has a single exon. Bases 1 to 609 code for a protein of 202 amino acids.
AUGUCGUACAAAGAUUACGAUGUACGGGACCAAUACUCAACCCGCCGGCGGCACCACUCACCAGUCUACUCCGACUUGAGCGUCGGAAGUCCAGGGUACAGCCCGACAAGGGAUGCCGGCGCUGCCCACGUCGCACGCCAGCACUACGAGCCUCCUGAUCGCAGAGGCCGCGUCGAAGUCUACGAAGAAGAUAGAUACAAACCAAGAAUUAGAGACUAUCACUACGAAGAGAGGCGUCCACGAUCGCGACCAAGAUCCGAGGUCCACGACUCCGACCGCAGCCAUCGUAGCCACAGGGAUGGGCACCAUUGCCACCACAGCCACACACACAGCAGAAGCAAACGGAGGCAUUCCGCCUCCGGGCCCAAUUGGGGUCAGGCCGCUGUUGCAGCUGCUAGUGCCGGUAUCAUUGAGGCGGGUCUGGCGCGGCAUGACAGGGACCGAACGGCAAGAGUCAUGACGGCGGCGGCGGGAGCCGGGGCGAUUGACGCCGUCGCUGGGAAGCAUGGAGAGAAGCCGUCUAGGACUUUGGAGAAUGUUGUCGGAAGCACUGUUGGCGGCUUGGUAGUUGAUCGUGUGGCUCAUGGAUCGGGACGCCGGCAUUGUUGA